AUGACGUACCCAACCGUCCAGGACCGUCAGGUCGUCAAACCCGACCGCCAUCUCACCAACACUACCGUUCCGCCCGGUGUAGUCGAUGACCCUGAGCAUGACGCCUUUGCCGUAGCCGACGAGAACCAACACCUUCUCACGCGCACCGCCAGCGCCAGCUCCAGCUCCUCCUCAUCUCAAACCCCCGGCCACCACUCCUCCCUCGACGAUGAUGGCUGGACCCCUCCGCCUUACUUCAUCUUCAUCCAAAUCGCCCUCAUGUCCAACGUCUUCCUCUACGGCUUCGACGGCACCAUCACCGCCGCCACCUACGCCAUCAUCUCUUCUGAGUUCGGCGCCGCCAACACCGCCUCGUGGCUGACCACCGCCUACCUGGUCACCAGCACCGCCUUCCAGCCGCUCUACGGGCGCGUGUCCGACAUUUUCGGCCGCCGCGUCUGUUUCUUUAUCAGCACCAUCACCUUCGCCCUCGGCUGUCUCUGGUGCGGCCUCGUCAAGUCUUCCGCCGAAAAUGGCAUGAUCUGGGUCAUCGUCGCCCGCGGCCUCACGGGCUUUGGCGGCGGUGGGCUUAUGACUAUGGCUACCAUCGUCAAUUCGGACAUGAUUCCCUUCCGCAGGCGCGGGAUGUACCAGGCGCUGCAAAACGGUAUGUUCGGGUUCGGCGCCAUUUGCGGAGCGAGUUUCGGCGGGAGUGUCGCGGAUGGGAUUGGAUGGCGUUGGUGUUUCCUGUUGCAGGUGCCCGUGUCGGCGUUUGCCCUGGCUGUUGGGUGGGUGGUUAUUAAGAAUCCCGUCAAUGGAGUCAUGGGUGGAGAGGAGAGGACUUGGGGACUCAUCUGGAGAAAGGUGGACUUUACCGGGGCCUUUUUGCUGGUGACGGCCAUUUCAAUCCAGCUGGUUGGGCUGAGCCUCGGAGGCAAUGAAUUGCCCUGGAGUAGCCCGUGGGUUGUGGCGUCGUUGGUGGGCAGCACGGCGAUGCUGGUGUUGUUCUUGGUCGUCGAGGCGAAGACCAGGGCGAUUCCGGUUAUUCCGUUAAGGUUGUUGAAGGGAAGCCUGCCGCUGCUGACGCAGUUUGCGAAUGUUUGUGCUGGGUUGAGCGCUUAUGCUUACCUCUUCAACCUUCCUCUGUUCUUCCAAGUCGUCCUUCUUGACUCGGCCACCACCGCCGGCGCCCGACUUGCCAUUCCGUCGCUGGCCACUCCCAUCGGUGGCCUCAUUGCCGGAGUGGUCAUGUCUCGCUGGGGGAAGCUCAUCACUCUCGUUCGUAUUGGAACCGCCCUGAUGGUCUUUGGCAACGCCUUGGUUACUUCCCUAGCCUUUGAGGACUCCAGGUGGAAGUAUCUCGUCUACAUCUUCCCCGCCAACCUGGGCCAAGGUAUCGUGUAUCCAGGCAUUCUCUUCACUUCGCUGGCCACGUUCGACCAUUCCGACCACGCCGUCACCGCCUCAACCGUUUACCUUAUCCGGUCUCUCGGCACUGUCUACGGCGUCGCCAUCACCUCUGCCAUUGUGCAAACCACGCUCAGCGUCCGGCUUCCCGGCGCUUUGGGCGAGAUACCAGAUAAAUGGAGAGUCAUCGAUGAAAUCCGUCACUCGGUCUCGGCUAUCAAAGACCUUCCUCCCGAUAUCCAGCUCAAGGCUCGCGAGGUCUAUUACGAAGGACUACAGCUCUCGUUUGCCACGUCGACGGCUGUGGCUGCUGCUGCUGUGGGCGCGGCGCUGCUCGCUAGGGCACGCGGCCUUCGUAGCACCAAAUAA
Sordaria macrospora k-hell is the source of this 1755-nucleotide messenger RNA. RefSeq lists its product as uncharacterized. The record is from RefSeq and is a predicted model, not a curated record. Gene Ontology annotation, molecular function: basic amino acid transmembrane transporter activity. Gene Ontology annotation, biological process: basic amino acid transport; transmembrane transport. NCBI's taxonomy places the organism in Eukaryota, Fungi, Ascomycota, Sordariomycetes, Sordariales, Sordariaceae. Gene Ontology annotation, cellular component: fungal-type vacuole membrane.